UCUUAUUUUUCUGUGAAAAUUUGCACUUUAGCCUCUUGUAUGCCCAAGCAUGACCCCUUCAAUAGUUGAAGAGCCUAAGGCCAGGAAGCCAACGAGAAAGAAACCAAAUGCAGCCUCAGAUUUUAACCAUUCUCAAUUUCAUUGUUCCAUUCAGAGCCCCAACUUUCCUGAUCUGCAGCGUUCUAAAUCACCUAGCAGAAAUGGUACGACUGAAUCUAGAGAACCUUUGAUCAGCCAAAAGCCCAAGAAAAUGUUUUUGUUGGCAAGGCUUGGAGGACUGGGUUGUAAAGGGACUUCAACUCGGGUAUCAGAAUCGACAAUCAUCCGGUCUGCAGCUGAUUGGGAGACUGAGAAAAGGAGGAGGAAGAACCUGGGGAAUAGACCGCCUAGUAAAGCCAGGAUUCCUGAUAAUGUUGCUGUUGAUGUUCCUGAUAUAUGCUGUACUCCUCCAGGGAUCAGUUUUGCUUCUGAUGUUGUUCCUAGACCAAGCAUGACCACUCAGAGGACAACGCAUGUACAGCAUUCCCGUGUAGCUAGGAGAACUAGAAACAUCCAGCAUUUCUCUGCUUCAUCUUCACAAGGACCCUCAAAUUCUAUAUUCUCCAGAGACCAUUCAUUCAAUGCUAGACAAUAUCAUCAAUUGGGUCAAUAUUCUCAUAGAGGAUUCAUAGAGGUAUUUGCACUCUUUGAAAGAAGUUUAGAUCAAUACAUGGACUGGAGACUCAAUCUUGAUAGGAUGUCAUAUGAGGAACUGCUUGAAUUGAGCGAUGAAAUUGGAUAUGUAGGCAGAGGUUUGAGUGAAGAAGACAUAUUCAGCUGCUUAACUAUACUUGAGCCAUCUGAUUUCGAGUCUGCACCAUUGCUGAUGUCGUUGGACGAAGGCUGGAGGUGUACCAUUUGUCAAGAGGAAUGCAAGGCUAAGGAUGAUGUUGGGCGACUUGGCUGUGGACACUGCCACCACAUUGAUUGCAUAAAGCAGUGGCUUAAGCAGAAGAACCAAUGCCCUGUGUGCAAAAUCGCACCCAUUGCUGACAAAUGAAGCGAUCAGUAUUGUUUUCCAGCCUCACUUAUCAAACUUCGGUUCUCAUAUACACUGAAAUCAAUUUCUCCAAUUUUAGGCAGAAAUGUAUCCGACAUGCCAUGUCAAAUAUGCAUAGGCAAGCACAAGUCCUUUUAAUGUCCGUGCUUGGAAUUUUAUUUUCCCAAGUAUUUCCUACUUACG
Molecule: messenger RNA, 1222 nt
Organism: Coffea eugenioides
Lineage: Eukaryota; Viridiplantae; Streptophyta; Magnoliopsida; Gentianales; Rubiaceae
Product: E3 ubiquitin-protein ligase MBR1-like
Exons: 5
Coding region: 50-1039 (329 amino acids)
Molecular function (GO): ubiquitin protein ligase activity
Source: RefSeq, a predicted model, not a curated record